CAGAGCUAUGUGGCUCAUCCCCAGGACGCUAGAAGGCCUCCCCGCGCCCCGUUCCCCCUUCAGCAACGUCAGAUCUGCCGCUACCGCAGCGAAGCGCAAGCCCAGCCCCGGCACCACCCGCAAGAAGCCAUCGCCGCAGAAGAAAGAUGACCACCAGUCUGAUGAGCUGAGUGACGAGGAAGGCCUGUACGAGUCGGCCCGGUUUGUGCGCGUGGAUGUGGACGCCAGCGGGUGGCAGGCGGAGCGGCGGCAGCCGCGGCCCGACAAGGACUUCUGGCACCGCAAAGGCCUCCUCGAGUGGGUGCAGGCACGCGACUCGCAGCUCACCCAUCUCACCACCCAGUCAGCCGCAGCCGCCGGCAGCUGCAGCAGCGAAUCAGCUGACAAAAACUGGAACCCAGGAUGGAGCCACCGGCACGACGACCCUGCAAACACCCGGGCGGACGACCACCACCACCACCAUGCUAUGGUCGACGAGGAGCUCGAGCUCGACCGUGGGUGGGACUACGAGGACAAGUGGCACUCGACCGCAGCCACCAUGCUCGCCGACCCCAAUAAUCGGCACGGCCCCCUGGCCCCACACGCCGGUAUCGCCAAUGUCUUCCUCCCCGACCUCGACAGAUGGAAGCCUGUGCGCAUGCUCAGCGCCCAGCAGCUCGCCGAGGCGUCCCUGUGGGCACUGGGGAGCGAGCCGGAGAGGGGCGACCGCGCCCUGUGGCAGGAGAUCGCCGCGAGGGCCGAGUUCAUCAGCGUGAGUCUGAACGGUGCACAGCUGGUGGCGGUGCUGCGGGGGGUGUCGGAGGCGUCGCUGGUGCACGGGCUUCAGUGCCCCAGCCUCUUCCACAAGUGCACCGAACAAAUCGUCGCCAAUCUCGGGGUCGGUGAGUGAGGAGCGGUGGGGAGGGAAGACGCGCAUUAGCGUUAGUUAUCAGUGACGGUGACGUGUAUGUUCUGCCGGGUGGGUUAGAGCUUGUCGCUGUCGGACCUGACUGUGCUGGCGCACUGCUAUGCGACCCUCAGCCAAAUGUCAGCCGGACACGCCCACGCCCACACCCACACUCACUCACUCACACAGAGAAUGACCAUGCCAUGAGUUGCUCCUUCUCGACUCGACAGACUCUGAUCGGCUCUUUGUUUCUGCGUGUGUGUGCGUCUGUGUUUCCUCAGCCCCCGUGGCGCCUUGCACGUGAUCGCUUUGGCCUAUGUGGAUCGGCUGGCGUGCGACGCCACGCAGCCGCCACCGGCACUCACUCUGCGGCUGCUCGCGGCCUUCCAGAAGGCCCAGGUCAAGCUGGACGUCCUUAAGGGGGCCUUCACUCUGCUACAACAACAGGUGAAAUACGAGAGAGAGAGAGAGAGAGAGAGAUAUGGGUGCGGGCCGGUCUCCAUCCGUGUGUCGUGCCGUGCGUGUUUGUGUUCAUGGACAUUUGUCCCACAGCUGCCCGAGGUGAUGAGCGACCCUCGGCACACGAUUGCCGCACUGGAGAGCUACCUGCAGCUGGAGGCCAAGCACCCCACCUUCAUCCACCGGCUGCUCUCGUCCACUACUGCACUCGACCUCGACAGACACCUUCUCCCAUCCCAGCUCGGCACCACAUUCGGUUCGCACCAGAAAGACCUGUUGGGUGGCCCUCUGACUUCACCCACCACAGCCACCACGGCCAUCCAGGUGUCGUCUUCUACGGGCUCUUCCCCCCUUGUGAGCAUUGUCUCGAUGGCUCCCGCGGAUGUGUGUUCAUUCCUUGCCGUCCUUGGAGCCGUGCGGGCGCCCCGCUUGUACAGGCAGCUGAGGGAGGGGGCGGCCGCGACCCUCCAGACCCACGACCGGCCAUCAGCCGACACGGAUGCGGAUUCGGGUGAGGCCGAGAUGCUGAGCAUGCCAGACGAGCCGCCGCCCAUCGCCCGCACGGAUGACAUCCGCCAGCGCAUCGAGGCGACCCGAUGGAGCCUGCGUGACACGACCGUCGGGCUGGGGGCCGCAGCGGGAGGAGAGGUGCCGUCAACGAGCGAUCCCCCAUCAGCGGGUGUGGACCAAGCCACGAGGGUCAGAACGGAGCAGGACGAGCAGGCCGUCAUCGAGAGACGUCGCCGCAACUCUGCCAACAUGAAGGCGUUUGCCGUGGUGGCGCGGGAGCUGCUGGCCAAGGGGGUGGCGCGGUUCGGGCAGGCCUUCCAGGUUGACAUGGCAGCACCUCUUGGGGCAGAUGAGGGGCCGGCCUUCUCGCUGAGUGAGGGGGGGAAGGAGAUGAGUGUCCCGCUGAGGCGCCCUCAUCAAGACAGCGACGAGACCGACCCUUUCGGCCUCUACAGCAGCACACCGCACACACAGCCACCUGCAGAGGAUCUUUCCGCCACAGAGUCCGUGUCAGUGCCGACCGCCCGGCUUCUCAAUCUGAGCGACUUCUUUGUUCGGUAUGCUUACAUGGGCCUGGCCGCCCUUGACGCCCUCUCUGACGCCGAUCCCCCUCUGGCCGACCCGGCCGAUGUGACACGAGAGCUGGACGCGUGGCGAGGGCUGGCUGGAGGGCCCCUGUGGGACUGUCAGCUGUUCGUCGCGCAGAUGCUCGACGCUGCAAUGGCUCACCAGGUGAAGUGAACGAGUGGGUGUGGUGGCUUAUGAUUAUGUGCCCAUGUCUGUCUGUCUGUCUGCGGCUGUCUGUGUAUCCGUCAGUGUGGGAGCUGUCCGCUUUCCUUCAUCAAGGACUGUCUGACGCGCUAUGCCGACCUAACCGCAGCCCUCAGUAAGGCCGAUAUUCUCAGCACCAGACUCCGGGGCCCUUCCAUGACGCCCCAAACCAAAGAUCUCGAGAGGCUCAACAGCAUUGCGGCUAAGGCGGUCGACCGUGCGGCGCGGUGGUAUGCCAGCGACGGUGAGGACGACGGGCAGAUGAUGGAUGUGCUGCUGGCGUUCCCUGACCUGCUGGGAGAGUGCACACGGCAUCUCGGGAACGCCACCAGAAUGUUGCUGCGGAUGAGUGUGACGAGUGCGGCUGGGGACUGUGGGGUGUGUGACAAAGUGGAUGGGCUGCAUCGGAGUCUUGUGGCGCUGCAUGAGGGAUUCUCACACCGAUACGCUCACGAGGUCAGGUCGGUCAGUGGGACAGACAGACAGACAGACACACCAGCAGGGCAGCCAGGGGGAGGGAGGGGAGUGAGUGCCAGGUGUGUGAGCGUGUUUGUUUGCGUGUGCAGCAUUUGCUCUACCGCAUGCACAUCGGCGACCAGGCAGACGUUCUCUCCACCAGCGUGGCAGCCAUCAAUGGUAGCCUGUGCCACUAGAGUGGCAGCAACGGUCGACAGACAAGGCGGGGAUCCCACCAUCCAUCCCACCGUCCAUCCAUCCAUCCAACCUUUGUCUUGCUGGAUCUCUCUCUCCGAUAUAUCUGUGUGGGGCAGACAUGUUGUCGCUGCGGAGCCACCCAGUGCUGGGCGGGCAUGUCGAUCCCCACUGCAGCGACGCACUGCUGCUCUCCACUGGCCGCAUCCUCAAGGCAGUCGGUCAGCCGCCCAGCGCCCAAGACAGACACGUGUGCGUCUUUCUGCGUAUGGUCGGUCGGUCGGUCGCUUGGCUUGUGAUGCCUCAGGUCUUGGGUUGUCGCGCAAGAUCAAGGGCGGCAAGGCUGCCGGUGAGUCAGUCAGUCAGCCAAUGAGAACACAGCACAGAGAGAAGGCUCACUCGUCCGUCCGCUCUGUUUGCUCUCUACCUUUUGGUUGGUUUGGUGGCUGUGUGUGUGUCUGUCAGGCUACACAAUGCGUCCAGGCGACAUGGUGGCGCUGCUGCGGGUGUUCGGCCGUCUCCGGCACAUGCGGCCCUCACACCAGGCGGCCGACACCACACACCUCUACGACAACGAGGUGCCCCUGCAGGCGCUCACCGAUCUGGUGAGUAUCUAUCGGCUGAUUCGCUCGCCACACAUCAGGCUGGCUGCAUGUCAUGUCGGCACAUGGGUGAUGAAUGCAGGUGCAUGAGGUGGAGCGGUGUUUGUGUGCGUGGAGUCCCGGGCAGCUGCUGGCCCUGUCGAGCACCAUAGGCCUCUUCCGCUCACCGCCCCACCACGAGGACAGCCGGCGCAGCGAUGAAAUUCUCAAUGCGCUCGCCAACGCACUCGGUAGGGGGGCUGGCUGGUGGGGGCUGAGGAGGGAUGGUGUCCGUCCGUUAUGAUCUAUGUUGCCCAUAUGUGUGUGUGUGUGUGUUUGAUGAUUUACCCAGAGGUCGAGUUGAGCCGUCGGUCGUCGCGUGAGACGUUCAUGGACGAUGAGGAGGGCGACGAGGUCCUCGAUCAGGUGGGUACUCACCGGCACCGCACCCAGAAGGAUGGCUCCAUUGAGUGCAUUGGUGGCUAUGUGUGAUUGUGACUCCCUCCCUCGUCAGCAAUUUGUUGUGGCGGGUGAUGUGGCUGCCUCGGCCAUUAGCGGCAUGCACGUGUGUGGUGCAAGUGUGUGAGUGACAGCUGAUUGGGUUGCUGAAGUGGAUGACAUGACCGGCCGUCCGUUGUGGAAAUGGUGCUGGGAAAGGCACACUCUCAUGCGUGUGUGUGACUGGCUGGCUGCACAUGUAUGUGAGAAAGAGCUCCGUGUCCGUCCGUGAUUGAUGGUGGUUGAUGCUGGUUGGGUGAUCGCACGUUUCAUGACACACAUAGAGAGUAUGUAGAGAUGACCAAAGCGUGCCAUUCGUGCAGC
Messenger RNA from Vitrella brassicaformis, 4680 nucleotides. The record is from the annotation of a GenBank genome assembly. NCBI's taxonomy places the organism in Eukaryota, Vitrellaceae.